Messenger RNA from Penicillium brevicompactum, 1254 nucleotides. RefSeq names its product putative DNA damage-inducible v-SNARE binding protein Ddi1 (gene ddiA). The record is from RefSeq and is a predicted model, not a curated record. Bases 1 to 1254 code for a protein of 417 amino acids. Gene Ontology annotation, biological process: proteolysis. NCBI's taxonomy places the organism in Eukaryota, Fungi, Ascomycota, Eurotiomycetes, Eurotiales, Aspergillaceae. The transcript has 3 exons. Gene Ontology annotation, molecular function: aspartic-type endopeptidase activity; protein binding.
AUGCGUAUCACCGUCAGCGUGAUCCGCCCCGAUGCGGACUCCGACCUCAUCAACCUGGAAGUUGGCGGUGACAUGACAAUCGAGCUUCUGAAAGCCAUUGUUCAAAGCGAUACCGGCAUCGCUCCAGAAGCCCAGCAGAUCACCCUUGAAUCAGUGGGAAUCUCCGAAGGCGACAUGCUUGGGGUGCACGUCACUCUCCGCACUCCCCAACAACCGACCCCUCGUCCGUCCGCCCCCUCCAGCUCAAGACAACCUGCCCCGCGCCCCGGAAUGCCCGACCCGGAAACAAUCCGGCUACACAUUCUGGGUGAUCCUCGCGUGCGCGAGGCUGUGCGCAGGCAGAACCCAGAACUCUCCGAGGCAGCCGACAACGCCCAGCGGUUCCGCGAGGUUCUGCUGAGGCAGCAGCAGAGCGAGGCACAGCAAGAAGCUCAGAAGGAAGCUCGCAUCGCUAUGCUUAAUGCCGAUCCGUUCAACCCUGAUAACCAGAAGGAAAUUGAGGAGAUCAUUCGCCAGAAUGCCGUUACUGAAAACCUACACAAUGCCAUGGAGCACCACCCAGAGUCAUUCGGGCGUGUUACUAUGCUCUACAUCCCCGUCGAAGUCAACGGUCACCGCCUGAACGCCUUUGUCGACUCCGGCGCCCAAGUCACAAUCAUGUCCCCCGAAUGCGCCACAGCCUGUAACAUCAUGCGCCUCGUCGACCGCCGCUACGGCGGUAUCGCCAAGGGAGUCGGCACCGCCCCAAUCCUCGGCCGUGUCCACUCGGCCCAGAUCAAAAUCGGCGAGAUGUUCCUCCCUUGCUCCUUCACCGUCAUGGAGGGUAAGCAAAUCGACCUGCUGCUGGGACUCGACAUGCUUCGUCGCCACCAAGCCUGUAUCGAUCUCCAGCGUGGUGCACUCGUCAUUCAGGACCAGGCUGUCCCCUUCCUCGGCGAGGGGGAUAUCCCCAAGGAACUCACUGACGAGUUCGAAGCCGAACCUACAGUGAAGGGCGCCGAUGGAGCGGAAGUUGGCGCCCGUACUGGAGCCGUGACUCAUAAAGCCGAAAAUAACGCUCCUAGCUCUAGCUCUGCUCCGGCCCCGGCUUCUGCUCCGGCUGCUGCGCCCAGGAUCAACAUCCGACCCGCGUCGAGGUGGCCCCAGGAUUCCAUUGCCAAGAUCACGGAGCUGGGUUUCUCGCGCGAGGAAGCCGUUCGCGCCCUCGACGCGGCUCACGGUGACUUGGACGGUGCCAUUGGAUUCCUUAUUUGA